ACGUUUAGAACGUAUCGAUUGCCGAGAUCCGAAAUUGAAAAUCAAACGGAGCAAUGGCUACAAACAACGAAGAUUCCUACACUUUGUUCGAGACGCAGUGUACGCAGUUGCUUACGCGCUUCACGAUAUGCAAAGGAAUGUUUGCGGUGAAAACUGGAGAGGCCUCUGCGACAAGAUGCGGCUCCCGAACGAGGAUAUCUUUCAAUAUUUGACCAAGGUGUCUUUCAAAGAUGAAGCCGGGAGUAGAUUCGGAUUCGUGAACGAGGUUGACGGACCACCAAGAUAUUCCAUCUUGAAUUAUCAAAAAAUGAACGGUUCGUACCAUUGGACAGUGGUCGGGAACUACACAUUGAAUGAAAAAGAACAACCGAUAUUACAACUGGAUCGAGACAAAUUACGAUUUCGUGGCGAACAAGCGACCGAGUUCCCCACUUCUUCAUGUUCCCAUCCAUGCAGUUCGAAUCACAUCAUGAUUCGAAAGGAGGAAGAUCCUUGCUGUUGGAUAUGCCAGAGUUGCGGCCUCUAUCAGUACAAAGUGAACGAACAGACGUGCAAGGACUGCGCACUGGGUACGAUACCGACCGAGAAUGGAACCGGAUGCGAUCCUAUUCCCGAAGAAUUCGUUGAAUAUUCGAAUCCCUGGGCGAUUGUUGCGAUAAUAAUAGCCGUUUCCGGUAUAGGUCUGACCAUGUUCGUUUGUUCGGUGUUUUGGAUUUACCGCGAGACUCCAAUGAUCAAAGCGUCUGGCAGAGAAUUAUCCUUCUUGUUGUUGCUCGGCGCGUUUGGAUGCUUCUCAAUGACGUUCGCCGUCGUGACUAAGCCUAGUGUCAAGAGUUGCGCUAUAGUUCGUUUUGGAAUUGGAUUUUGCUACACGGUUUGCUACGCUGCACUCACGACUAAGAUCAACAGGAUUCAUAGAAUAUUCAACGAUCCUGGACGAAGUCCACGACGCUUUACCAGCCCACGAUCUCAAUUAAUGAUCGCAUCGAUCCUAAUUCUGAUCGAAAUCGUGUUCGAUGCGGGUUGGUUACUGAAGGAAUUACCAACUGUCGAACACUCGUAUUCUAAAAGAUCUGCGAAUGUCAGAAUUUGUCGAGGUUCUGAGAACGGUUCUUACGUGAUUGGUUUAUUCUAUCCAUUCUUGUUGACCGUUGCGUCCACAUUCUAUGCAAUCAAGACAAGAAAAUGUCCGGAAGGCUUCAAUGAGACUCGAUGUAUUGCGUUCGCAAAUUAUGCAACAAUCAUAUUAUGGUUGGCAUUUGUGCCUUUGUACCUGACAUCAACUAAGAAUGUCGUUAAAGUAAUCACAUUGGCUCUUUCACUGUCACUGAAUGGAUUGGUGCAAUUGAUUUGCUUAUUUCUACCAAAAGUCUACGUAGUGUUGACCAAGCCUGAAAAAAACACAAAGGAAUUAGUAAUGGCCAGACAUGCAUGUUCGUCUUAUCCAACAACGCCUUGUACGCCAAUCACGCCAGAACUGCCAUCUGCCUCGCUCUUCAUUAUCGACCGUGAUCGAUCGAAAUCGUUAUCUUUUGCCGAUCAUUUCCGAUUUAAUAAAAUUUCUCUGUAAUAGGCUAGAUUUUAGAUAAGUAUAUAAAAUAAUAUUGUUUCUGAAAAAAUGAUAAUUUUAAAUAAA
Messenger RNA from Apis dorsata (giant honeybee), 1636 nucleotides. Its product is annotated as metabotropic glutamate receptor 3-like. The record is from RefSeq and is a predicted model, not a curated record. The transcript has 7 exons. Gene Ontology annotation, molecular function: group II metabotropic glutamate receptor activity. Gene Ontology annotation, cellular component: membrane. NCBI's taxonomy places the organism in Eukaryota, Metazoa, Arthropoda, Insecta, Hymenoptera, Apidae. The coding region runs from base 128 to 1570 and encodes 480 amino acids. Gene Ontology annotation, biological process: G protein-coupled glutamate receptor signaling pathway; regulation of synaptic transmission, glutamatergic.